AGAGCAUGUUCUGUUCGGUCUGAUCUCCCUUCACUUCUCCUUAAAAUCCAUUAACUCAACUCAAACUGGCCAUGGCUUCUUCAAGUUUCACCCUUUCUCCUCUGAAACUGCUCCACCACAACAGGAAAUCUCAUUUUCAAAAUCGAAACCCUUUUGUUUCAUUAAAGAGCAGCAAACACUCUUUCUCUUUGAAGCCCCACUUCAGUUUCACCUUUACUCAACGGUUUGUCUCUCAAUCAAGGCCGUUCUUCAGUCCCCUCACGUGUUUUUGUCAGGAAUCAGAGCCGUCUAUUACUGUUGAUGCAACUAGAAAACCUGAGGAGAGGGUAAUUGUUUUGGUUAUUGGCGGAGGGGGUAGAGAGCAUGCACUUUGUUCUGCUUUGAAGCGAUCUAGCUCGUGUGAUUCUGUAUUUUGUGCACCUGGAAAUGCAGGGAUAUCUAGCUCAGGGGAUGCAACUUGUAUCCCUGAUCUUGAUGUUUUUGACAGCAAAGCUGUAAUUUCAUUCUGCCAGAAAUGGGGUGUGGGACUAGUUGUUGUUGGACCUGAGGCUCCUCUUGUUGCUGGUCUUUCUAAUGAUCUUGUAAAAGCUGGAAUUCCUUCCUUUGGCCCUUCAUCAGAAGCUGCUGCUUUGGAAGGUUCUAAGAACUUCAUGAAGAAUUUGUGUGACAAAUACGGAAUUCCUACUGCUAAGUAUAAAACAUUUACAGACCCAUCUGCUGCAAAGAAGUAUAUUCAAGAGCAAGGAGCACCUAUUGUCGUUAAAGCAGAUGGAUUAGCUGCUGGAAAAGGAGUCAUUGUUGCUAUGACACUGGAGGAGGCAUAUGAAGCUGUUGAUUCAAUGCUCAUUGAAAAUGUUUUUGGUUCUGCUGGGUGUCGAAUCAUUAUUGAAGAGUUUCUUGAAGGGGAAGAAGCAUCCUUUUUUGCCCUUGUGGAUGGAGAGAAUGCCAUACCUCUAGAAUCUGCUCAGGACCAUAAAAGAGUUGGUGAUGGUGAUAUGGGGCCAAACACUGGUGGGAUGGGGGCAUACUCUCCAGCACCUAUCUUGACAAAAGAACUUCAGUCUGUGGUCAUGGAAUCUAUAAUUCUCCCUACCGUGAAGGGAAUGUCAGCAGAGGGCUGUAAGUUUGUUGGUGUCUUGUAUGCUGGGCUCAUGAUUGAGAAGAAGUCUGGCUUACCUAAGCUAAUUGAGUAUAAUGUGCGAUUCGGAGAUCCAGAGUGCCAGGUAUUGAUGGUGCGCUUGGAGUCUGAUCUGGCACAAGUUCUGCUUGCAGCAUGUAGGGGAGAGCUAACUGGUGUGGCACUGAACUGGUCUCCAGGCUCUGCCAUGGUGGUCGUAAUGGCAAGCAAGGGUUACCCAGGAUCCUAUGAGAAAGGCACUGUCAUACGAAAUCUUGAAGAGGCAGAACAAGUUGCUCCAUCUGUCAAGAUAUUCCAUGCAGGAACUGCACUUGACUCUGAUGGCAACUUCAUUGCCACUGGAGGCCGUGUUCUCGGGGUUACUGCAAAGGGGAAAGAUCUUGAAGAAGCACGAGAUCAAGCUUAUCAGGCUGUAGAGGAAAUUAACUGGCCAGGAGGGUUCUACCGGCGAGAUAUCGGAUGGAGAGCACUUCCCCAAAAACAAUUUGCCUCACAAGGGUAAAUUUUUGUCCAGAAACUAGGGGUGGCUCAUUUGAGAACACACAUAUCAUUCAAUGUUAACUGUUGAAAAUGGCUUAUAGAGUUAUCAAAAUAAUGUAUUAAAAAAGUGUUUCUGAGUUGAGCGAAAUUCAGUUACCUGAGAAACUUCAGCUUUGUUCUACUUAGAUUAAAGAUUCAAACAAAGAAACUCCUAAACCUGCUAUACUAAUUCAAUACACAGAAUCUGCAAGAUUCACUA
Molecule: messenger RNA, 1877 nt
Organism: Mangifera indica (mango)
Lineage: Eukaryota; Viridiplantae; Streptophyta; Magnoliopsida; Sapindales; Anacardiaceae
Product: phosphoribosylamine--glycine ligase
Exons: 4
Coding region: 72-1640 (522 amino acids)
Biological process (GO): purine nucleobase biosynthetic process
Molecular function (GO): phosphoribosylamine-glycine ligase activity; metal ion binding; ATP binding
Source: RefSeq, a predicted model, not a curated record